AAAAUCAAAUUUCGGCUUAUAAAAUCCCUAAUGAACCCGCAUAUGAAUUAGGGUUUCGGUGGAAGAAGAGCGGCAUCUGCAGUACCUAUCCGAAGGGCACCAAUGGCUAGAAUCAAGGUUCACGAGCUGAGGAACAAGAGUAAAACGGAGCUUCUGGCUCAGUUGAAGGAUCUCAAGGCCGAGCUUGCCCUCCUCCGUGUCGCCAAAGUCACCGGCGGUGCCCCCAACAAACUUUCGAAGAUCAAGGUUGUCCGGUUGUCGAUUGCACAGGUGUUGACUGUGAUAUCUCAGAAGCAGAAGGCUGUGCUAAGAGAAGCAUACAAAAAUAAGAAGUAUUUGCCUCUUGAUCUCCGCCCUAAGAAGACCAGAGCCAUCCGCCGGCGUCUUACCAAGCACCAGGCCUCAUUGAAGACAGAGAGGGAGAAGAAGAAAGAAAUGUACUUCCCAUUGAGGAAGUAUGCUAUUAAAGUGUAGGAUAAUACCUACUGUUAAGUCAUUUUGAGCUUCAAAUCAAAUAUGUUGGUUAGAACUAUGAAUUUACAAAUUUUGUUUUCUAUAGUCUGCUUUUGUCUGUGGCUUGAUGGAAUAUUUUUCUAGUUUUGACUAUUUAUAUUUCAGCCUUUGUUGAUUUAAAA
This is a messenger RNA of Ipomoea nil (Japanese morning glory), 635 nucleotides long. RefSeq names its product 60S ribosomal protein L35. The coding region runs from base 103 to 474 and encodes 123 amino acids. The record is from RefSeq and is a predicted model, not a curated record. Gene Ontology annotation, molecular function: structural constituent of ribosome; mRNA binding. Gene Ontology annotation, cellular component: ribosome; cytosolic large ribosomal subunit. NCBI's taxonomy places the organism in Eukaryota, Viridiplantae, Streptophyta, Magnoliopsida, Solanales, Convolvulaceae. The transcript is spliced from 4 exons. Gene Ontology annotation, biological process: maturation of LSU-rRNA from tricistronic rRNA transcript (SSU-rRNA, 5.8S rRNA, LSU-rRNA); translation.